Messenger RNA from Ustilago hordei, 1443 nucleotides. RefSeq lists its product as uncharacterized. Bases 1 to 1443 code for a protein of 480 amino acids. The transcript has a single exon. Lineage: Eukaryota; Fungi; Basidiomycota; Ustilaginomycetes; Ustilaginales; Ustilaginaceae. The record is from RefSeq and is a predicted model, not a curated record.
AUGAAGCUCACUUCCUCGUUCGUUCUUGCACUCGCCGCCGCUGCCGGCGCUACCGCAUCGCCUGUUUAUCGUCGUCAGGCCGGCGGAGCCGGCAGUGCUGCCAGCACCGCGACUGGUUCUCUUCCCAUCCCUUCAGCAGUUUCAGCCAUCUCCAGCGCUGUAGGAGGGCCAUCCUCUGCCCCCGGUGGCCCUAUGUCGAGCACUGCUUCCGCUCCUCAGCCCUCUGGCACUGGCGCCGCUGGUGCUGGUGCUGGUGCUGGAUCCGCACCCAACGCAACCAGCCCCAGCGGUGGCUCCGACACCCGCUUCAACGACACCCAAAUCCUCCAGUACGCUCUCACCCUCGAGCACCUCGAAGCCAAUUUCUACAACCAGUCCCUGUCCAAGCUCUCUGCUUCCGACUUCGAGCAGGCUGGCUACAACGCUUCGGUCCGGAAUCAGAUCUACUCCAUUGGCCGAGAUGAAGCUUCCCACGUGGAACUUCUGACCACUGCUCUUGGAGAGAACGCUGUUCCAGCCUGCACUUACAACUUCAGCUCCGUCACCGACGUUCCCUCCUUCUUGGCCACUGCUCGUGUGCUCGAGGGUGUCGGUGUGAGCGCAUACCUUGGCGCGAGUAAGAACCUUACCAACCAGACGGUUGAAACGGCUGCUAGCAUCCUUGUUGUGGAAGGACAACAUCAGUCGUAUUUGAUUGCUCAGACAGACGACGGAGGGAGUGCAGUUCCCAGCCCCUACGCCACCCCUCUGAACUUCAAGCAGGUCUACUCUCUCGCUGCACCUUUCAUCGAGUCUUGCCCCGAGAAGGCCACUCUUCCUAUCACCGCUUUCCCUGCCCUAACCCUCGCAAGCGCAUCGGGCGAGAACAAUGGAACUUUCACCCCAGGUCAGCAGGUCAACGUCACCUACGACUCUUCCAACGGCACCUCCUCUUCUGGCAACAAGUACCUCGCUGUCAUCCAGGGCAUUGCUGGACCUCAGUUCCUCCCUCUCGACUCGGGUUCCAACAGCUCCUCCACUGUCACCAUCCCCGCCAACCUCACUGGUGGCCAGAUGUACGCUGUUGUCACUAGCUCCGACAGCGGUGUGACUGACGACAACACACUUGCUGGCCCUGCGGUGGGUUACGUUUCGCUGCCCCUGCCUGAGGCUCCUGAUGCCACCAACACCUCCUCUUCCUCUUCCUCUUCCGCUUCGGCAACUGCAACUGACAGCGGUGCGACGGGUGGUGCAGGUUCAGCUCCCACCCCUACUGACGGUGUGAGCAGUGCCAGUGGUGCAGCUGCCACUGCUACUGCUAAUGGAAGCGACUCGAUUGUAUCGACCGAGAGCUCCAGCACUACUGGUUCGGCCAGCGCAAGUGGCGCCUCCAACACAAGCCAGGGCCUUGCUCCUUCGCUUGCCAGCUUGGGUAGUGCAAAACUUCCCACUCCUACUCCCUAA